AUGUUACUCAAAUCAGUCCUGGCAUCUGCUCUCCUGGCCCUUUCGCUGGGAUCAGAUAUCGCGGCUGCUUUCAAACAUGGACGCUUUGCAGAGAUAGCUCGUGCACCACAGGAGAAGGCUAAACGAAUAGUCGAGGCUCGUAACCACAAACCGAAGAAAUCGGACAAGGAUUACCGCUUCUUGACCAAGAAAACCAAGCAUUACCUGGUGGACUCCCUGCCGGAGGUUGCAUUUGAUAUUGGCGAGAUGUAUUCUGGUCUGGUGCCAAUUGAUAUGGACAAUAGCUCCAGAUCGCUCUUCUUCAUUUUCCAGCCUACCAUCAACGAGCCCGUAGACGAAGUAACCAUCUGGCUCAACGGUGGCCCUGGAUGCAGUUCGAUGGAGAGUUUCUUGCAAGAGACUGGUCGCUUCAUAUGGCAACCUGGUACUUUUGCCCCGGUUGAGAACCCUUAUGCUUGGGUCAACCUUACCAAUGUUCUGUGGGUCGACCAGCCCGUCGGAACGGGUUACUCCGUUGGCACACCAACUGCUAUUUCACAAGAGGAGACCGCACAGGACUUUAUCAAGUUCUUCAAGAACUUCCAGAAGAUCUUUGGAAUCAAGAACUUCAAGAUCUAUGUCACUGGUGAGAGUUAUGCUGGACGUUAUGUGCCUUACAUCUCAGCUGCGAUGCUCGAUGAAAAGGACAAGGAGUAUUUCGAUCUAGACGGUGCGCUGGCAUACGACCCCUGCAUUGGACAGUUCGACACCAUUCAGGAACAACUGCCCGUUGUUCCCUUUGUCCACGAAAAUGCGAACCUGUUCAGCUUCAAUAAAUCAUUCAUGGCAGAGCUUGACAGAAAGCACAAAUCCUGCGGAUACGAGGCAUUCAUCGACAAGUACCUCACUUUCCCGCCGCCCGAAGUUCAACCACCCUUGUUAGGCAGCAGCUUAGACGACGAAUGUGAUCUGUUUGACCUCGUCAACGACGAAAUCCUCCACAUCAACCCAUGCUUCGACGUCUACGAGAUCAACCAGAUGUGCCCGCUCCUCUGGGACGUUCUCGGCUUCCCCACCUCGCUCGACUACACAGCACCUGGAGCAAGCGUCUACUUCGAUCGCAAAGAUGUCAAGCACGCGCUACACGCACCCAAGGGCACCUGGAGCGGCUGUUCCGCAGAGCCCGUAUACGUUGGUGGCAACGCUGGCCCGGAGCAAGAAGGCGAUAUUUCAGCGAACCCGAUCGAGCACGUCUUGCCGCAGGUUAUUGAGGCUACUAAUCGCGUUCUCAUUUCAAAUGGUGACUUGGAUAUGGUUGUCCUCACCAACGGUACGCUGUUGGCCAUCCAGAAUAUGACCUGGAACGGCAACCUCGGUUUCCAGAAUAAGCCAAACACCUCCAUCGACAUUAAGAUUCCGGAUCUCAUGUACGCCAACGUCUUUGCUGAGAAUGGCCAGACUGGUGUCGAUGGACCCCAGGGUGUCAUGGGUGUUCAGCACUAUGAGCGUGGUCUGAUGUGGGCUCAGAGUUUCCAGUCUGGUCACAUGCAACCGCAGUACCAGCCUCGCGUGGCUUAUCGUCACCUUGAAUGGCUGCUCAGACGUACCGAGGAACUCUAG
Molecule: messenger RNA, 1599 nt
Organism: Penicillium crustosum
Lineage: Eukaryota; Fungi; Ascomycota; Eurotiomycetes; Eurotiales; Aspergillaceae
Gene: sxa2
Product: putative pheromone processing carboxypeptidase (Sxa2)
Exons: 4
Coding region: 1-1599 (532 amino acids)
Biological process (GO): proteolysis
Molecular function (GO): serine-type carboxypeptidase activity
Source: RefSeq, a predicted model, not a curated record